CCUAAAGUUAAUACAAACUCAAUCAGGUGAGUUCAGGGACCUUCCAGUCAUAUGACCUGCAGUUAUUCUACAAGUAAACUACCAUUAUGUUUGUUAGGCUUAAUCACAUGCCCCUAUCUAUCACUGUUGGGUAAGACUUAUUGUCUUAUUAAGGUUGCGCAUACAGUCGCUGCACCUUUACUCUUUCCUGGCAAACAUUAGAUCAGAUGGUGAAGUUGUGCACAAAAAUUGAUCAAGAUCAAGUAAAAAACAGUUUACCGUAACCCAAGUGCAAACAUCUCUGGAAAACAGAUAUGCAUAUGUGUCAAUGUCUUCCUCCGUAGACUGUUGGGUUUUGCUCUGUUUUUGGUUGUGAAAUGUUUAAAAGGCACAUUUCACUUCCCACACUCUUUGUCUUUUCCAGGUCCAAUAAUGGUCCAUCUGGCAGAGACUUUAAAGCCCUUAAAAUAUUUCUUAGAUUAGCACUGUGGAAUACAUGUAUGGGACUUUGUUUUUCAUUUUUUAUGACCAUGAUAUGCAAAUACUUGUGCAAUGUUUACCAUGUUUACCAUCUUAGUUUAGCAUAUCAGUAGCUGAGGCUAAUAGGAGUGUGAAAUUUGAAAGUAUUAAGUCAAAACAAAAGUAUUGGUCAAAUAUACAUUUUUUCCAAUUCAGUGAUUACCAUCUGCACACCUUAUUUGACAUAUGUGUCUGUUGGUUUCUUCUUUUGUAAUUUUCAGCCAGGUAGUCAGUGUGUCACCGUGCAUGUCAGUGUGCUUUGGCAAGAUGAGGAACUGAUCAAACAUGAGUACAAGAGAUAGGCACAAAGAGUCCCAUAUUAGAGGAGGCUGCUAAAUAAUAAUUAAUUACAGGUUGGACGUCAUGAUCCCUCUCUGACUUUAUAAAUGGUGUCCAGGGCCAGCCUGUCAGACACACACACAGGCACUGCUGUGUAGAUGAAUCUUUCUUGCAGCGACCGAUCUUAGUCAAAUCAACUGACAAAUUCACAUCAAGAUGGGGAACAUGCAAUGCCCUGCUGAGGACGCAGCCCUCCUGGCCUCUGUUGCUCGAGACAUCUGCCCUUUUCCAAACUACAGCCCCAGUCCUCUUUUUGCAGACUUGCUCUCCAGCAACUUAUCUUCUCACCUGAGGAGUCACUACACGGCAGUGCAGUCCUCCCUGACCCCCGUGCAGCUGGAGGACUUCACCCAGAACCUGAGGACCACUUUUGGCAGGGAGGGCAAGGUCACUCUCGGUGGGGAGGGGGUAGUGGCCUUGUCCCUGGCUGUGUUGUUUGACACUCUUGCUAGACAGGCCAGAGGAGAGUGGGUGCCAGACUCAGGGCCUAUUCCUGGUUUAUUUGUCAAAGACGUGAGAGGGUACUACCCACCACAUGUCUACACAGUCAGUGAGUACCUGAGGCUAGUACCCCACAUUGCAAACAACCCCACCAGGAUGAGAAAGGAGACAGAGAGGUACUUCAGGCAACUCAUGAUUGAUGAACGAACUGUGAACAGAGAUCCAUACCUUACCAACGAUGCCAUCGUAGGGGUCAACCAUUUGUUUGGGAAUGUAUUUGAAAACAGUUUGCACGUUCACCUCCUCCGUAUUACCAACUCUACAGUUGUAGAUAAUAUAAUGAAGUCUGUUAGCAACACUGAAAUAAGAGGUAAUGCAACUCAUGUCAGCAAAACCAGAAAGAGACGUUUGCCUCCCCCUGAAAACUCAGUUAUCUUCAACCUCAACUGUGAUCCAGAUGCAGCUAGCAAAGUUUUUUUGGCUGAAGUGAACAAAGCAAACAACGUGCAAGAGGCUUAUAAACGAUGUCUACCUUUCAACAUACCAAAGACAUGGUUGCAUUUCAUUGCCAGACUAGUCUGGCUAGAUGUAAUCAACAACCCCAUGCUUGACUUAAAUAGUUUAAAGGAAUCACUGGUAGGUCAAAAAGAAGAUUUUGACCUAAAGGCCAAUGCACUCAGAAAAUGGGCAGAGUAGUUCACUGGUCAACUGUAAAAAUGCAGAUGAAAAAAUGAAAUAAAAGUUGAAGUUCAUCACUCUGUAA
Epinephelus lanceolatus (giant grouper) is the source of this 2041-nucleotide messenger RNA. RefSeq lists its product as uncharacterized. The record is from RefSeq and is a predicted model, not a curated record. NCBI's taxonomy places the organism in Eukaryota, Metazoa, Chordata, Actinopteri, Perciformes, Serranidae.